This is a messenger RNA of Oldenlandia corymbosa var. corymbosa, 2025 nucleotides long. The record is from the annotation of a GenBank genome assembly. NCBI's taxonomy places the organism in Eukaryota, Viridiplantae, Streptophyta, Magnoliopsida, Gentianales, Rubiaceae.
GUCAGACGUUAAAACUUAAAAAAUAUCAUAUCCAACGUUUGAGAUACUCAAGAUACACAUUCCACGUUGUCAAUAUCAGAUCCAAAUUUUAUAGGUUAUUGAAAUUUUCUUCUAUUAUUGAAAUGAAAAACAAAUAUCAAAAGCAAAGCAAAUGAACCUAAUCACUGUUUAUUCUGUUCUGUCAUUUUUUUUGUUUUUUCCCAACUCAGCAAAUUAUACCUUUACGAAUUCCCCGGUGUUGACCUCACUCUUAUAAUUUGUAAUAUCUUUGUGCCCGAUUCGAUCAUCAUCAUCAUCAAUGGCGAGGAAGGCUGUUCUAAUCGGCUGCAACUAUCCGGGAACCAAGGCUGAGCUGAAAGGAUGCAUCAACGAUGUCCGUCGGAUGCGCAAAUGUUUGAUUGAAAGGUUCGGAUUUGCCGAUGAAGAUAUCACCGUCCUGAUCGACACUGAUGAUUCUUACAUUCAGCCCACCGGCCGUAAUAUCCGGAAAGCCCUUGCCGAUCUCGUGGGUUCUGCCAAUUCCGGAGAUUUCCUCUUUGUUCACUACAGUGGACAUGGUACCCGGCUUCCGGCUGAGACCGGCGAGGAUGAUGAUACCGGCUAUGACGAGUGUAUCGUCCCUUGUGAUAUGAAUCUCAUCACAGAUGAUGACUUCAGAGAUUUAGUUGAAAAGAUUCCAGAAGGUUGUCGUAUCACAAUUGUUUCAGACUCGUGCCACAGUGGAGGCUUAAUUGAUGAGGCCAAAGAACAGAUUGGGGAGAGCACUAAGAAAUAUUCAAAUGCUGAUCGAGAUGAGGGUCAAAGUCGGGACCGAGGUUUUGGAUUCCGGGAUUUUUUACAUAAAAAAGUAGAAGAUGCGCUGGAGUCCCGUGGUAUUCACGGAUUUAGUAGCCACCACCAGCGGGAGGAACAAGACGAAGAGGAAGCAGGUGGAGAUGGUGAUGGAAUCAAAAGCAAAUCAUUACCGCUCUCUACGCUCAUUGACAUACUUAAACAGAAAACUGGGAAGGAAGAUAUUGAUGUGGGGAAGCUGAGACCUACUCUGUUUGACAUCUUUGGAGACGAUGCAAGUCCAAAGGUGAAAAAGUUUAUGAAAGUAAUCAUGAAUAAACUCCAAGGGCAUGGAGUUGGAGGGGAGUCUAGUGGUGGUUUUAUGGGGAUGGUUGGGAAUUUGGCGCAGCAAUUUUUGGCACAGAAGCUGGAGGAGAAUGACGAGGGCUAUGCCAAACCUGCACUAGAAACACGAGUCGAGAGCAAGCAGGAGGUAUAUGCCGGCUCAACCAAAAGGGAACUGCCUGACAGUGGCAUUCUCAUUAGUGGUUGCCAAACUGAUCAAACAUCUGCAGAUGCUACCCCUCAAGGUAAUGCGAGCGAAUCUUAUGGCGCUCUAAGCAAUGCUAUUCAAAUCAUAAUCGCCCAGUCAGAUGGUGAAAUUACAAAUCAGGAGCUUGUAUUAAAGGCGAGGGAGUUAUUGAAACGACAAGGCUUCACUCAGCGACCUGGCCUUUAUUGCAGUGACCAUUAUGUCGAUGCUCCUUUCGUGUCUAGCACCUGAUACCCCAUCUAAUAUGAAGCAUGGUGUGCUACUAUGGUUAUGGGUGGCUUUAUUUUCUUUUCGGCUUGAGUGCAACGGAAACUGAGCUUUGUCUAUCUUUAACGUACACUUUACUCUAUUGCUGCAAUAUGGAAAAAAAUGCAUGUAGUAAAGAGUGAGUAUUGUCUUUGCUUGAUCUUUUUUUCUUUGACGUGUAAUUAUAUUGUGUUUGCUGUAUAAGCACUUGUAGCCGAGGCUUUGAUGAACAUAAUGAUGAAUCUGGUUAUUUGCUUGGUUCGGUUACUUUUUGGAGGAUGAACCCUUCUUUAUGCUGAAAUUCAGCACUGCAAUGUUAAAAGUGGAAUGUUUCAUAUGCCAUUCCACACUUACCUUUGGAUUCUUUUUCAUUUGAAUGGUAAACAAGUUUAUCUAAAAGGGACACACGGUAAGAAAAACUAUGUAGGGAAAACUUCAUGACAAUUAGAAUAAAG